CUCUUCUGUCCCAAAAAGUAACCUCUUCUCAUUGGGUCUCUUAUCUGAUACCACCGGGUCAGACAUACAUAGUGUGUGGGGCCACUCGUCCAACCAGUUUAAGGUCCGAUGCCAUCCAACUAUAGAGCAGCGUAGAUUUUUGCGGCUGCGGCUUGGUUGGUAAGACAGACACUCCUUCGAAUUUUUCCUUCCCGAUUACUGUCUCACCUUCCCUAAGACAACACCAAGAGGCGAGAGUGCGUAAAAAGAAAAGAUGGCUUUCGAAGUCUUCAAGGACUCUCAACAGGGUGCCGCCUUUGUAAUUUGUGUGGUAACGACUCCAGUAUGUAUCUUGGCGACUUAUUUGCGAUUCGUCGCUACGAAGCGCGCCCAUCGCAAAAUCGGCAUUGAAGAUUGGUUUUCACUGGUGGCUCUGAUCUUCUUCGUACCAUAUACACUUAUCUUCAUCUAUCUUUUGACAAGACUAAAUGGAAAAUCGCUGCAAGAACUCGCGAAGCUUCCUCCUGAGGAAGGAAUGCACAUCUUGAAGGUCGGAUGGGCUAUGUCACCACAGUUCUGCGGAAACCAGCUCUUCUCCAAACUCAGUCUAUUCGCCCUCUACUAUCGCAUAUUCUCGGUGAACGAGACAUUCCUACGAUGGAUAUACUCCCUUGUCGGCCUUCAGAUCGCCUGGUUCAUCUCGGCGUACGUGGUCAAAUGGAAUUUGUGUUCGCCCGCGCCUUUCGCUUGGGAUAAGACAAUAGAGGGUGGCACUUGCAUUGAUAUAGGGGCCUUCCUUGCUGCGAGCGAGACUAUUAACUCCUUGGUCGACUUCGCUAUGAUUGGACUUGCGGUUUGGAUUGUGCAGUCGCUGCAAGUGGACACAUCUACGAAAUGGAGGCUUUGCAUUCUAUUCUCAUUGGGAGGCUUGUCCGGAGUCAUUGGUUUCAUCAAGAUCGGAGAAGCAUACAGUGCCGCAUACACAAAUAUCCUUGACCCAAUUUGGGAUAUUGUUCAGAUGGCUACCAGUAUCAUAUGCUGCUGCGCGCCUAUCUACAGAUCCUUGGUGAUCGAAUUAGGCUCCGUCAGGAGGCUAAGCUCGAAAUUAAGUUCUCAGCUUGGUCUCACUUGGCUUAGGACGAGGUCAUCUCAGACAAGGAAGUCAAGUUGGACAGAUUCCAAUACCAACAAAAGCAAAUCACGGACGCGCGACGAGAAUUGGAUGCCAAUUGAUGGCUCUAGUCAAAGAGAAUUAGCAUGGGAAGUUUCCGCGGCACCUUACAACCAUGCAGCACACGCAGAAGAUGGGCGAAGCCACCAUUCAGAUAACCCUGUUUAUCCGAUGAAGACCUUGGAGGUACGACAGAAUAUUGAGUUUGUUUAACGACCGGGAUUGUUAUGAUUAUGGGAUCAAGAUACCUAGGUAGUUUAGGAGUUUAGGGAUUCAAUUAAGGAAAGACAUGAUAACGCGU
This is a messenger RNA of Hypoxylon trugodes, 1451 nucleotides long. RefSeq lists its product as uncharacterized. NCBI's taxonomy places the organism in Eukaryota, Fungi, Ascomycota, Sordariomycetes, Xylariales, Hypoxylaceae. Bases 254 to 1363 code for a protein of 369 amino acids. The record is from RefSeq and is a predicted model, not a curated record. The transcript has 5 exons.